UCUUGGCUAGAGUAAACAUUGUUUUCCUGUUUUUGUUCUCAUUUAUAUGAAGGCAGGUAGAUGGAAGCGGCAACUGAAGUCCGGCAUUGGGAUGAAUUGAUACCUGAAGCAUUGAUUAUAUUCAACAGCCUUUCUUUUAAAGAGAAGUUAACAGUGGUACCAAUGGUUUGCAAACCAUGGAGCAAGGCGGUUAUGGAUUCUGACUGCUGGCGAGAGAUUGACAUUGAGGAGUGGAGUAAUAAUGAAUGCCAGUCGCAACACCUUGAUUCAAUGAUUGAAAUGCUGGUUGCAAGAAGAAGUGGAUCAAUGAGAAAACUGUGUGUUUCUGAACUCCAAAACGACAUGAUUUUCUCCUUCAUUGCUGAAAAUGCCCUUCAGACCUUGAGACGGCGAAGAAGUGAAAUAGGUGAUUCAAUAGUAGAACAGACAAUCAGAAGGUUUUCUAACAUCCCCUUUUUGGAUCUAAGCUACUGUGGUAAAAUUGGUAGUCAUGCUCUGAAGGCCAUUGGAAUGAACUGUAAAUUGCUCAUGGGACUGUGACGGAACAGACAUCCACCAUACUCUGCCGGCAUGCAUAUGAAUGAUGAGGCUCAUGCCAUUGCCACCACAAUGCCUAGACUGAAGCACCUUGAGAUAGCAUACCAUGUGAUAAACACACAAGGGGUUCUUCAAAUACUCGAGAGCUGCCCUGAGCUCGAAUUCUUGGAUUUGAGAGGGUGUUGAGAUGUUCAACUAGAUGACAAGUUCUUUGGGGAGAAGUUCCCAAAAUUGAAGGUUUUAAGACCUGCUGUGGAUGGCUGCUAUGAUGAGGACUUUAAAUGUUGCAGGGGUAACUCGGAUGCUACGUGA
Molecule: messenger RNA, 849 nt
Organism: Argentina anserina (silverweed cinquefoil)
Lineage: Eukaryota; Viridiplantae; Streptophyta; Magnoliopsida; Rosales; Rosaceae
Product: F-box protein FBW2-like
Molecular function (GO): protein binding
Source: RefSeq, a predicted model, not a curated record